UUCAAAUAUGAACUGUUGGAUACUCUUCAUUUUUACAACACUGGCUGAGUGCCUCACCAUAAAAAGAGCAGCCCACUCAUGUCCUGAACUGUGCUCCUGUUCCUUUUCAACUCUGGGUGCAGAGGUGGAGUGCAGCCAGGAAUCUUUGAGACAUUUCUCUGUAGAUGGUCUCACCUCCAACACCACCCGACUGUCCAUCCUAUCCACCAACCUCAGCAGUAUCACAGCACAUCAUCUGAGUGCUGUGCCGCUAUUAAAGAGCCUCCAGUUGUAUCACACCAACCUGACAAGCCUCCCUGCAGAUCUACUGAAGGACGUUCCUCACUUGAACUCACUGGAUCUGACGGGUAAUCGGUUGCUUCAUCUUCCUCCAAAUGUCUUUAACCAUUACACACUUCGAAGUCUUGUGCUGAAGAACAAUCUGAUUGAAGAAGCAGACGCUGAGUGGUUUUCUGACAACAGUAGCCUCACCUGGCUUGACUUGUCUGGAAACCUUUUAUCAGGUAUAUCUACCACUCUGCUUCACAAGUUGCCAAAUUUGGAGAAUCUAGACUUGAGUGACAACUACCUGCAAGACCUACAACCUGACGUCCUGACUAAUCUGCACCAACUAGAGUCCCUGAAUCUAGCAGGGAACAAAUUAAUCUCCUUAAAGUCAAACACCUUUAUCCACAACUUGAAACUAUCCCAACUAUUCCUACAAGAGAAUCGGCUCCAAGAGCUCCACGCAACCCUCCUUAAAGGUCUCCAUCAUCUUGAGCUUCUGUUGCUCAAUCAAAACCAGCUGCAGAAUCUUCCCCAGGGGCUACUGGAUGAAAAGAAAUCCUCCUUCAGGGUGAUUUUAACAGGAAACCCCUGGGUGUGUGAUGAUAAGAUAGAGUAUCUGUGGAAAUGGCUCACUGCCCAUCCGCAGAAUGUUUUCUUUUUGGAGGGAGUAACAUGUGCAGGGCCUGGGGCUCUUAAACAACAACCAGUGUUCUCUUUAUCAGACACAGAUGGACUCAGCUGGGUUAAAAAUUAG
Molecule: messenger RNA, 1021 nt
Organism: Notolabrus celidotus (New Zealand spotty)
Lineage: Eukaryota; Metazoa; Chordata; Actinopteri; Labriformes; Labridae
Product: leucine-rich alpha-2-glycoprotein-like
Exons: 1
Coding region: 8-1021 (337 amino acids)
Cellular component (GO): plasma membrane
Molecular function (GO): protein binding
Source: RefSeq, a predicted model, not a curated record